Molecule: messenger RNA, 1710 nt
Organism: Vollenhovia emeryi
Lineage: Eukaryota; Metazoa; Arthropoda; Insecta; Hymenoptera; Formicidae
Product: potassium/sodium hyperpolarization-activated cyclic nucleotide-gated channel 1-like
Exons: 9
Coding region: 1-1695 (564 amino acids)
Source: RefSeq, a predicted model, not a curated record
AUGGAUUUGAUGGCUCUUAUCCCUGAUUUUACGACGACACCAAUUAUUCAGCAUGAACCGCACCUGGAGCACGUUUGUGAGAUGCCGCCAAAGGAAGAUUCAUUGAUGAAGAUAAUCCCUGGAAUUUCUCCUUGGUCAAGACUACGACGCUGGUUUUUUAGUACGCUGAUAGUGUCGCAAAAACAUCCGUUUACGCGAUACUGUCUGAAGAGUACCCAGGCGAUCGAUUACGAGAUCAGUCGACACCUCAAAUCCCAUCCUUAUAUGAUCCAUCCCUUUAGUUCCUUCAGAAUAUGUUGGGAGUCUGCGAUGACACUGUUUAUCGUAGCGGCUCUAUUGACCACUCCAGUCUUCCUUGCAUUUCAUUUUAACGAAUACGAAAACUGGUACCUCUUCAAUAUUGCGAUCGACGCUGUAUUUAUGUGUGACAUUGUGAUCCGGUUCUUUACCGGUUAUUAUGAUUCUAAUACACAUUUGAUAGUUCUGGACCCGAGAGUCGUGGCGAGCAAUUAUCUACGAGGUUUCUUCGUCGUGGAUGUGAUACCAGUACUACCACUGGAAUUUCUCAUCGUUCUCUUCGAGUCCGUGUGGUAUUUGGCGUCUUUGAACCUGCUGAAGAUACUGUGGAUACGAACCGUCAUCAUUUAUGCACGCAGACUCUAUUACGUAUAUCGAGUUAAUUUCCAUCUGUACAAGGUAACGGAAAUCAGUAUUAUCAUCAUCGUAUGCGUGCACUGGGCCGCUUGUCUCGAGUAUUAUUUGCCGUUGGCAGUCGCCAAGAUAAUCGGGCAAAAUGACGCAUCAUGGAUUCGAUCGCCCUACAUGACGAAAAGGGAAACAAAACUCGCAAUCUACCUGACGUGUGUUAACAGAGCUGUUAUCGCCCUGAUCGGAUCUACGCAUUAUUUGAAUGUCAGCACCCCAGAAGAUAUUAUAUAUAAUCUAAUUCUCUCUAUCCUCGGAUUGCUCGGAUUUAUUUAUCUGCUGGCACAAUUCUUGCAGUUAAUGAUGACGUUUCAUUCUACUCGCAAGAGACACUUGAAAUUAAUCCAGCAGCUACAACAGUAUAUGAGGUACAAGGAAUUGCCGUAUUCGGUGCAGCGACGAUUGCUGUCUUACUACAAUUACCGCAAUAAGAAAGGAUUCGAGAGAGACAAGAUUAUUAUCAACCACGUGUCGCCCUAUUUGCGAGAAAAACUUCUUCGGCACAAUUAUCGCCGAUUACUGAAUGAUGUGGAGCUAUUCGGAUACCUGCCGGAAACAGUGGUGACACAAUUGGUCGGCGCCGUGCGUUCCGAGAUUUUCAUACCAAACGAUACGUUAGUCAAGGCCAGUGCACGCGGUAACGCUUUGUAUUUCAUCGCCUCCGGCACCGUGGCCGUCUACAAUAACGUGGGGAAAGAGAUUUGCCACUUGGAGCAAGGCGCAUAUUUCGGUGAGCUGGCCCUGCUGAUGGAGGAUGAGCGCUGGAACGCGAGCGUCGUUGCCGCAGAGAAUUGCGAGGUUUAUAUAUUAUCACGUGUCGAUUUCCAAUACGCCCUGACACCGUAUCCCGAUCUCCUUGCACACCUGCAGAACGUCGUACUCGCGCGUCCGGAGCAGACGCCGCUGCUCGAGAGGGCCCAUGAACUGGACUCGCUAAUGACGUCCGGGAACGUCAAUAUCAGCAGUAUAAAAGUCAAAAGGAGAGAUUAGCUGGUAAAUGUCGUG